Messenger RNA from Talpa occidentalis (Iberian mole), 474 nucleotides. Its product is annotated as histone H2A type 1-H-like. Bases 27 to 413 code for a protein of 128 amino acids. Gene Ontology annotation, molecular function: protein heterodimerization activity; structural constituent of chromatin; DNA binding. Gene Ontology annotation, cellular component: nucleosome. The transcript has a single exon. The record is from RefSeq and is a predicted model, not a curated record. Lineage: Eukaryota; Metazoa; Chordata; Mammalia; Eulipotyphla; Talpidae.
CCGUGCGCGUUGGUGUUCUUGCUGACAUGUCCGGACGCGGCAAGCAGGGCGGCAAGGCGCGCGCCAAGGCCAAGACGCGCUCCUCGCGGGCCGGGCUGCAGUUCCCCGUGGGCCGCGUGCACCGCCUGCUGCGCAAGGGCAACUACGCGGAGCGCGUGGGCGCCGGCGCGCCGGUGUACCUGGCCGCGGUGCUGGAGUACCUGACGGCCGAGAUCCUGGAGCUGGCGGGCAACGCGGCGCGCGACAACAAGAAGACGCGCAUCAUCCCGCGCCACCUGCAGCUGGCCAUCCGCAACGACGAGGAGCUCAACAAGCUGCUGGGCAAGGUGACCAUCGCGCAGGGCGGCGUCCUGCCCAACAUCCAGGCCGUGCUGCUGCCCAAGAAGGCCGAGAGCCACCACAAGGGGAAAUAAGGGAUAGGUUUGGUAAGAAUAGAAAACAAACGGCUCUUUUCAGAGCCACUUAUGUAUUCAU